CGGCGGCAGACAUGGUCGGGCCGCUCGCGGAGCGCGACGCGCGCGCGCCCGCCGUCGGGCGCUAGACGGGCGGAGGCCAAGAAUCGCCGCUCAAUCGCGGCGACCAUGGACGUGGUGACGCCGCAUAUUACCUCCGUGCUGAGGACGUACCAGGCCAGCGCCCCGCGCAGCCUGCAAGGCCCGGGCGGGGGCGGUGGUCCCGCGGGGGCGCGCGCCACUGCCGCGCCGCCGCCACCGCCACCUCGCGCCGCGCCGCCCAUCCUGCUCGCUGCUGACCCUGUGCUGGGCGAGCGCGGCGAGACCGCACUUGAGGGCGAACCUAUCUCCUGCUUUAGCGUGGGAGGCGAGCGGCGCCUAUGCUUGCCGCAGAUCCUUACAUCAGUGCUGACGGACUUCAGCCUGGAGCAGAUCAACCGUGUUUGCGACGAGUUGCAGAUCUACUGUUCACGUUGUACACCAGAGCAAUUGCACGAGCUGAAAUCAACGGGCGUGUUGCCGCGCUCGGCGCCCUCGUGCGGGCUGAUCACCCAGACGGAUGCAGAGCGCCUGUGCGCGGCGCUUCUGCACGCACCGGCGACGGCAGCUCGUAAGCUACCAGGGUUCCGCGUGUAUCAUGAGUGUUUCGGAGGCGCCCGAGGCGUGUGCGCUCCAGAGCUAGGGCUAGUGCAGUGCGUGGAGUGCCGCGGGGUGUACGGGCCGCGACGGUUCGUGUGCCACUCGCACGGCACGGAGCACCGCACGUGCCAUUGGGGAUUCGACUCGACACGAUGGCGACGUUUCCUACUGGUGUCAGAAGAAGAGCGCGACCGCGAAAAGUGCGGUGCGUUGCUGGACGAGCUCGCUGCGAGAGAUUCGCGCGAGACUCAACCACCACCGCCGCCUGCCCUCGUCAAACAACAAAUACCACUCAAAAGAAAACAGGUAGUGGAAACGGUAGUCUGCAAGCCAGAACCUGCGGAAUCCCCCCCGAAAAAAGCAAGGGGCGAAGACUACAGCUAUGCGAUUUACUUAGAUCCGUAUGCACAUUUACGGUACAGGACAGUACCUGCCUUUAGGCCGUGGGGGAAGAGGGAACCAGAACUUCAGCAUCCAGAGAGAGUUGUCCGUGUUGCUGACUGCACAAGGUUCGAACAGGACUUCCAACCGAAUGUAGCUUUAAAACCCCUUACACCUCCCGUGGACGAUGUGACGUCAUCUACGUCCCCUCCACCGUCAGAUCCUGAACUGACCGCCAGGUUGUUAGACGCAGAGGCGAGGCUGUCUGAAAGAGAACGACAGCUUGAUGAAAGAGAAGCGGAAUUAGCUCGUCGUGAAGCAAGACUCGAAGAAAGAGAGAGAGAAUUAGAGCGACGAGAGCAAGCCGUUGAAGAGAAAAGAGAAGAAACACCAGAGCCCAAUUCCUCGCCAACGGAGGAAGCCGAGCAUCCGCCGUGUUGACCAACGCGAGUGAUCGUGAGGCUUCGCUUCAAGUGAGAGUGAUGAACGUUAAGACAAUGCGUCUCCUUAGUACAAAACUGUGAACGAUUAGACAUUUGUUAUCGUUCUGUAACGUGCCGUCGCGCGUGAUAAUAAGCCUACGUUUUAAACUUUUUCAAUCAUUGAUGUAAAGAUGAUCUGUGACCGACUCGUUGCGAUGUUUACAAAUUCACUAUUUCAAGUGAUGGAUAUGAAAACAUCACUGAUAAUGUAUAGAUUAUAAAGAAAAUAGCUGCUUGAUAAGCAUGUACAUAUUCACAUGAAGUACAGAUUGUUAAAUAAUAGUUUUUUUUUUUUACAUAAUUUACAGUUUUUUCUUGUAGACUCUUUCAAUGUGUGCCAUUCUGAAGGUACUGCUGUUACCUUUCGUAUAACCUCAUCUGUGCUUUUCAAUAUAAUGUAAUACUCACAUAAUAAUAUAAUAAAUAAUAGUUUUAUAGCCUACAACCAUAAGCAUAAUUUAUACAGGGUUAUUUUUAAGAUUUACGAUAUCUGCAGUAUAAUAUAUUAAACCUCUUUUAUUCCUUGUUAUCAUUUCGACCGUAGACCUUACAACGUUUUAGAUUUAGAAUGUUACAAACCCAAUUAAUUCGACAAAUAACUCUGUAUAAAAAAACCUCAGCUAUACCAAAUAACAGUUUAUAAUAGAACUCUUGCAAUUUACAUACCUAUUGCAUUCACACACACAUUAUGACAAAAUACCUCUGGAGGUCGGUAAAAAAAAAUUAAUUAAUUAUAAUUAUUAUGAAACCAUUCGUGGCAAGUGACUUUUGUUAAACAUAUUAUUUGGAUUGACAUUGUUAUGUAACAAACGCUAGUACGAUAUGAUUGUUAUAUUAUUAAGCUAUUCUUGCAGCGUUAUAAUUAGAAAUUAUCAAAAUUCAAGUCGAUAAAUGCAGAUCGGCCUAAAAUUUAUGUAAUCCUAUACAAGAAAACUAGUAUAAAAUCGCUUAGAAUACGUUUAUUCUAAAAUCUGUCAUAAUAUAAGGGUUAUAGCCCACGUUCUACCUCAUUGUAUAUAAAAAAAAUUUGGCUGAUAAGGAAAUUGUAAGCAAAUUUUCAUUUAAUAAUUUUGAGUAUGUACUUUGGAGCAAUAAUUUGAAAAUGAAACAGUGUGAAUUGUCACUGCCUGAUUAUUCUAGGUAAUGAUAUUUCUGUCUAUUUAGAAUUUAUACCUAUAUAUUUUUUGCGAAGAAAUAGAUUGUACGAAUUACGGCAUAAUAAAGUUAGAUCAUAGUCUUGUUCUUGUCAUCACAAUUUAAAAUAUUUGUACGUCAGUAAAGAUGACGAUUUUAUUAGCAUUUUCUACAUUACUUUGACGUUUUUUAACCAGAUAUACCUGUGUAUAAAAUUAUAGAUUUCAUAGCCUUCGCCAGUAAGUGUGCAUUUUUUUUUAUUUUUCUGCGACUGAGCAUACCAUUUUGUACGUAAAACGUAAAUUUUUUUGUCGUUGCUGUAUGCAACUUGUGAUUUUCUUAGCAGUUUAUAGAAGCCUUACACACAUGUAAUUAUUGUGGUGAUAUAUAUAUAUUUACUCUAUAAUUUUUUUUUAAUAUUCCCUUUAUUCUUAAUCAGUUAAAUUGUGAACGUGAAAAAUAUUGAAACGAUUUCGAAUAAUGGAAUAUCUGUGAAAAUUAUCGAAUCAAAUUUUCGAUUUGUAAUGUUCUGUAAUGGCGGUUUGGCGCCAAUUUGGUUACCGGCAGUUUGUACCGGAUUUAGAUUUAAAAAUGUGAAAUAAGAUUUCACUUUUCGGAAGUGACUUUUUAAUAUUUUGGCAAAGCUCAAACGUGUGUAGACACAAUGUUUUUUUUUUUUUUAAUAUAUAUAUUAUUUCUUUCAGAGUGCUGUUACUUUGUAGAUAGUUGUUAUAUGGUAUUCAGUUCUAGAUAAGACCGUAUCUCUAGUCAGGGACUUUUCGAAAAUAAAAUUACCAUUUUACUGUUUUAAUAUGUUUUUCAAAUAGGUUGACACCUAUUACAGGCGAGUGUAAUAAUAACUUAUUUUAAACGAUAGAUUUAAUUAGAAACGAACUGUAUGUCGGUAUGUGUAAAAUAAGGUUUGAAUCAUGAAACUUUUCUGUCAGUACAGUUGUUGAUCACGUAUUUUGGUGCUAAAAUAAUUUUGGCUUGGCUAACGUAGUAAUUAAUUGUACAUAUAAUAUAAUUUUACUAUUUAUUGGCAAAAAUUACGUUUCUGUUUAUUAAAAUGUAGUUUUAACUUUUAUUUAAAUGGAAUGAUUAUAAAUGUAUACUUUUGUUUGCAAAUUAUAUACUAUGGCUUAGCCAUUUCCACGGCGGUUUUUGAAAAACAUUGUAAUUAAUCUUUUUUAAAGUAUUAAUUUAAUUGCAAGUAAUUAAAACCCUAAUAUUUGUUUAACGAUGAAGAAGAAAAAAAUCGUACAAAAAAAGCAUAAUCUGGCUAAAGCUACUUGAGACUCGGCACAUAUUGGUGUUCCUUUUCAAAACCCCCACUUAGUGGGGCAAAGCAAAGCUGGUCUGCCACCAAUAUCAUGUUCUUAUCCGACAGUAGUUUACAAAUGUCUCCUUAAAGUUGAAAAUUUAGUUUAUUUGCAAUAUUAUAAAAUUAACGCUUUAAUCCUUACGUAGGUUGUAUAUUUUUGUCGAUGGAAAAGUUUCAAUACCUCUCACUGUCUUGUCUUAGAAAAUAUGAAUGGUGCUAACUAUAUGCCAUUUGUGGUCUUUGUAAAAUAAUUUCGAAUUAAAAUUUAAAAAAAAUAAAUAAAUAAAUAAAAAAUCAUACGGCCAAAUAAAAAAUUGUGACAAUUAUUGUUUUGUAAAGACUCCAUAGGUUGUAAUAUUUAUUUUAAAGUUUUAGAUGAAUCGUAUAAUUUUAAUAUGAAGGCAGUGAGAGUUUGUAUGUAAAUAAUACUUACGUCUUAAUAUUGUAUGACAUUGUGAAUGAUUGUAAGGCUGUUAUAACCCUAAUACUAGAGUAAGCGCUAGGAAUCCCUCGAGGAAAUCUUUUAUCCAGUAAAAUUUUAAUCAUUGACAGUCAAAUUAAUAAGUUCUAAAAUACUUCAUAUAAAACUAACGCUAUCCGUCGGAUAGUUAUCAUUGUAAACAUCUCCUGUUAAUAAUUAGUAUAAAAUCAAGACCUACUUUGUACAGCUGUAUUUGUCUUUUAUAAUAUAUAAACGAUAAAAGAUUUCCUGGACAGGGUUUGGCGCGAUUUGCCAGGGUAUAAUAUACUCCUGUGAUCUCAAAUGUGUGAAUGAUAUAAACCAAUGGUACGUCUUCGGUAAAGAAACAGUCGCAACAGAGUAGUUUAUUUUAUUAUAUUACCAAAUUAUUAUUUUCAUCUAUUCUGUAACAUUACCAGCAGAUCUUAAUUUUAUAUUCCUUGAUCAUCAAGUAUUUUUUACUUAUUGCCAUUGUAUGAGAAUGUUUAAGUAAAUGUGGUUAUUCUAUAAAAGUAACAGAAAAAUACUUUCGGCAAAACUAUUGCAAUUUAUUAAUAUAACUCAUUAAAAGCUCUAUGUAACAUUAAAUGUAAAUGUAAAUAAAAUAAAAUUCAAGAGUACAAAUAGAUCAAAUAUUUUUCUAUUUAAAUAAAUAAACAAUGUUACACCUUUUUUAGCUAUAAAGUUUUAUUUUUACUAUUAUCUGUCAUUCUUUUUUUUUUUUUUUAUUUUAACUGAAUGUCGUCGAGUCUUGUGCCAAUCAAUGUAUUAAUAAUUGAGAACGUAAGUAAAUGGCAAUUUGUAAAAAAAAUAAGUGAUCAUGAUUUUUUAAAUUAAAACCAUGCUUAGUCAUGUUAGCUAAUAACGCCAUCUGUUAAUGAAUUAAGUCAAACUAGUGACAUCGUGACUUAUAAAAAACUUUGAAAUUAUCACUGUUAAUAAAUACAAUAAAAACAUUUAAUGUCGUUAUAAGUAUUUUUUCUCUUUAUUUCGAACGUGUUCGGUUUAUCCUAAUAUAACUUAGAUAUUUAUUGUAUUUAUCGUAAGAAUAGUUUUCGGGCUGUCGCCCGUUUGUCCUCGAAUUAGAUGAAAAAAAUGUUGCAAUAUGGAUUUUUUUUUAUUCAAAAUAAAACGAUCUUUAAAAAGAAUCAGCAAUAAAACUUAUAACUAUAAUGUAUUUAUAUAUGUAAUUCGUUGGAACGUUUCAAAGGGGCGCUUAAUCGCAACAUUUUAAGAUUUAUUUUGGUAGAUAAUUGUUUAAAAUUCAUAAUUUCAAUACACGAUAUUAUGUUCACACGCUUAUGACCUCGUGAGCUACACGUUGGUCAUAACAAGAAACGUUUUUGCGUGUAUUCAAUUAAAAAAGACACAAAUAAAAGUCCUUAUCGACUCAGGCGACCUGGUUUUAAAAAUCUGUCAGUUAUCAACGACGUAAUUCUCUUGCCAAUGUAACGAUUAGACUUAUAUUUAUUAAAGUAUUUAAACCUUUUCAAAUUAUAUUUUUUCGAUGGUUAUAAAAUUUCUUGCCUAAUACAAGUCUGAUUUAUCUAGCGGACACCAAAAAGAAAAUCAUUUAAAUUCUUAAUUGUAUAACUUCUUUCGCUAUUAAAAAAAGUAUUAAAUCAGUUAUCAGACUCGAUCAACAGAUGGCGUUGUCUAACAAUUUCUAUGUACUGUUUGUUAUUGUCUUAAUUUGCGACUGUGUUGUUUGAUGGUUUAAGAAUGAAACUUGUUUAUGAACUGUGUGUGUUUAUAUCAGAAUAACUUUGCUACAUUAUUUUAAUCCAAUGAAACAUUCCCGGUUAUGUUUUUUGGAUUUACUUUCAUCGUUUUUAUCAGUAAAACUACAGAUUGUAUAAUGUAUUGUACCUGAUAAUUAGAAGGUUAAGAAAUUAUAUAUAAUUAAAGUUCUGUUAUGCACACACAUUAUCGUAACGUUGUGGUUUCGAAGUGUGUUUUACUUGAAAAGCUUAUGAGUACCUUGUGGAGCAAUAAAGUGAAAUCAUUUUCA
Vanessa atalanta (red admiral) is the source of this 6407-nucleotide messenger RNA. It is a transcript of the gene Snoo, whose product is annotated as ski oncogene. Gene Ontology annotation, molecular function: SMAD binding; DNA-binding transcription factor activity, RNA polymerase II-specific; RNA polymerase II cis-regulatory region sequence-specific DNA binding. Gene Ontology annotation, cellular component: nucleus. The transcript has 2 exons. The coding region runs from base 106 to 1437 and encodes 443 amino acids. The record is from RefSeq and is a predicted model, not a curated record. Lineage: Eukaryota; Metazoa; Arthropoda; Insecta; Lepidoptera; Nymphalidae. Gene Ontology annotation, biological process: negative regulation of BMP signaling pathway.